Xiphophorus couchianus (Monterrey platyfish) is the source of this 8526-nucleotide messenger RNA. It is a transcript of the gene nrxn1a, whose product is annotated as neurexin 1a. NCBI's taxonomy places the organism in Eukaryota, Metazoa, Chordata, Actinopteri, Cyprinodontiformes, Poeciliidae. Bases 917 to 5380 code for a protein of 1487 amino acids. The record is from RefSeq and is a predicted model, not a curated record. The transcript is spliced from 26 exons.
AGAGCAUCAUCAGACUGCACCUUUUCCUCCUCAGGAGAACGGAGGAGAGAGCGACCCAGAGUCAGACAGAGGGAGAGAGAGAGAGAGAGAGAGGGAGAGAGAAAGAAGGGGGGAGAGCGGGAGGCAAUAACACCUUGUCAUCUUCAGUCCGAGAUCGUAAUAGUUGUGUUCCUGUCUGGUUGUUUCCCUUUUUCCUCUCUUCUCCUCCCGCGGAUUCAAAAAUCCACCUCAAAUGGGAAGGGAGAUCGAUGCGUCGCGCGCGGCACUGUUGCCACGGAACCACAGGAUGCGCGUGAGGUCGCUGGAGAGAGGGAUCAACCUGCUGGCACACCCUCACAUAUACACCCCUAUUUGCCCACACACGCUUUAAGUCUUGCCCCUCAAAGACAAGGAAGAGGAGAGGGAAAAAUACUGCUAUGACGGUGUCAUUUCUCACCAUUACCAGUGUGUGAGCUGCACACACAAGCACACUUGCACUCCGUGUGGUGUUGCCUGCAUGGGGGAUAAGACCCUAUCUAGGGCACAAAGAUGGAGUUUGCAUCCUGUUUGUCCCACAUCUAACACACAAACAUACUCACACACACACCUGGAAUCUCAUGACUGAAAUAAGGAAUGAAGAGGAGACGCUGAACAUCGAAAAGACAAGACAAACACCAGGCCAAGGCAUCAGAAGAUGUUCAAAGGGUGUUAACAGAACAGAGGGUACUGCCGUCUGACCCCUCCCUCUCUCUCUGGAGGUUCAUUGUAGCUGAGCUCUCUUUGGUUAAAAGCAUUACCAAGACAGCAGGGUGGACAGGUGACAGUGUUCUACGAAGUGCCCUGCAGUUGUCACCAUGAGCUGUAGGCUAGAGGGAACAUCCCAGCUCUAGCCUCUAUUUAAUUUUGUGUGUGUGGGCGUGUGAGAGCGGGUGUGUGCAUGAGUGUAAUGGCCGUUUGCGUUUGGGCAGCAGCCCCCCUGCUCUUUCUGGGGCUGUGCCUGUGCAGCGUAGGGGGCCAGGCUCAAGGGGAGGUCCUGGAGUUUGGGGGCGUAUCCAGCCAGUGGGGGCGGUUUCCGGUGUGGAACGCCUGUUGCGAGAGCGUGCUGAGUUUCAGCCUGCGGACUCAGAGCCAGGAGGGCCUGCUGCUCUACCUGGAUGACGAGGGCUUCUGCGACUUCCUGGAGUUGCUGCUUCUCCACGGGCACCUGCGCCUACGCUUCUCCAUCUUUUGUGCUGAGGCAGCUGAGCUGCAGUCAGGCGUGGCGGUGAGUGAUGGGCGGUGGCAUGCGGUGCGUGUCAAGCGGGACUGGAGGAACACCUCGUUGGAGGUGGAUGGGCGACUGGAGGGAUGGGCAGAAGUGAAGAGUCGGAGAAGAGACAUGACAGUAUUCAGUCACACAUACAUGGGCGGGUUGCCAGCAGAUCUCUACUUCUCGCCACGAAGCCUCACCUCAGUCUCAGUGCGGGAGCACCACCCUGCCUUUUGUGGCUGGAUCACAGCAGUGAGCAUCAAUGGCUUGCUGGUCGCGCUGAACAGCUCAGAGGGCGUCACGGUAACAACUGUCUGCGGGCCGGACCACCAGUGCCAGAACGGAGGGGUGUGCAGCGUGGUCAACGACCAGGCCAUCUGCGACUGCUCCGACACCGGCUACCAAGGCAAUGACUGCAGCGAAGAGCACAGCUACACUCCAGGUCUGGCAAACCUGAUGGCUGGCGACCAAGGAAAACCCAGAGCUCGUGAGGAGUAUGUUGCCACCUUUAAGGGCUCUGAGUACUUCUGCUACGACUUGUCGCCCAACCCCAUCCAGUCCAGCAGCGACGAAAUCACACUGUCCUUCAAGACGCUGCAGCGCAACGGCCUGAUGCUGCACACGGGCAAGUCAGCCGACUACGUGAACCUGGCACUAAAGAAUGGUGCCGUGUCCCUUGUCAUUAAUCUCGGCUCUGGGGCCUUCGAAGCCCUGGUGGAGCCCGUCAACGGCAAGUUCAACGACAACGCCUGGCACGACGUGAAAGUCACCCGCAACCUGAGACAGCACUCAGGCAUUGGACACGCUAUGGUGACGAUCUCCGUGGACGGGAUCCUGACCACGACGGGAUACACGCAGGAGGACUACACCAUGCUGGGCUCUGACGACUUCUUCUACGUGGGAGGAAGUCCCAGCACAGCGGACCUUCCUGGUUCUCCUGUCAGCAACAACUUCAUGGGUUGUCUCAAAGAGGUGGUAUACAAGAACAAUGAUGUGCGGUUGGAGCUUUCAAGUCUGGCCAAACAGGGCGACCCAAAGAUGAAGGUCAGUGGUGUGGUGUCCUUUAAGUGCGAGAGCGUGGCAACGCUGGAUCCAGUGACGUUUGACACCCCAGAGUCAUUCGUGGCUUUGAACAAGUGGAUGGCGAAGAAGGCGGGAUCCAUUUCGUUUGACUUCAGGACCACAGAGCCGAACGGGCUGAUGCUUUUCAGCCAUGGCAAAUCCAGACAACAGCAGCGCAAAGACCCCCGCACCCCUCCUACCGUCAAGGUGGAUUUUUUUGCCAUUGAAAUGCUGGAUGGUCACCUGUACCUGCUGCUGGACAUGGGAUCUGGGACCACAAAGACCAAGGCCAUCGACAAAAAGGUCAACGACGGGGAAUGGUAUCACGUUGACUUCCAGAGAGAUGGACGCUCAGGAACCAUCUCGGUGAACAGCGUGAGAACGGCGUACACGGCUCCGGGGGACAGUGAGAUCCUGGACCUGGAUGACACGCUGUACCUCGGAGGACUUCCUGAGGAUCGCGGCGGACUCAUUUUCCCCACAGAGGUGUGGACAGCCCUGCUGAACUACGGCUACGUAGGCUGCAUCAGAGACCUGUUUGUGGACGGGCAGAGUAAAGACAUCAGGCGGCUUGCUGAGGCCCAGCGGGCGGUCGGAGUGAAGCCUUCGUGCUCCAGAGAGCUGCCCAAACAAUGCUUGUCCAACCCCUGCCAGCACAACGGCAACUGCAGGGAGGGCUGGAACCGCUACGUCUGCGACUGCUCCGGUACUGGAUACCUGGGGCGCUCCUGUGAGCGAGAUGCGACCAUCCUCUCCUACGACGGCAGUAAGUUUAUGAAGGUACAGCUGCCUGUGGCGAUGCACACUGAGGCGGAGGACGUCUCGCUACGCUUUCGCUCCCAGCGGGCCUACGGCAUUCUCAUGGCAACCACAUCCCGGAACUCGGCAGACACCCUUCGUCUGGAGCUGGACGGCGGCCGAGUCCGACUCACUGUAAACCUAGACUGUAUCAGGAUAAACUGUACAGCCAGUAAAGGCCCAGAGACAAUCUUUGCUGGGUCGGGCCUCAAUGAUAAUGAAUGGCACACGGUGAGGGUAGUCCGACGCGGCAAGAGCCUCAAACUCACCGUGGACGACCUGCAGACUGUCGAAGGUCAAAUGGCGGGUGACCACACCCAGCUCGAGUUCCACAACGUGGAGACGGGCAUCGUGACGGAGAAGCGCUUCAUGCCCAUCGUGCCCUCAAACUUCAUCGGCCACCUGCAGGGCCUGACGCUGAACGGCAUGCCCUACAUCGACCUGUGCAAGAACGGCGACAUUGACUACUGUGAGCUCAACGCCGUCAUCGGCUACAAGAGCAUCGUGGCUGACCCCAUCACCUUCCGCUCCCGCUCCAGCUUCGUCACGCUGCCCACGCUGCAGGCCUACUACUCCAUGCACCUCUUCAUGCAGUUCAAGACAACGUCCCCAGAUGGCCUUAUUCUCUUCAACAGGGGAGACGGCAAUGACUUCAUAGUCAUUGAGUUGGUUAAAGGCUACCUUCAUUACAUCUCUGACCUGGGAAACGGAGCGCACUUGAUCAAGGGCAACUCCAACAGUCCGCUUAAUGACAACCACUGGCACAAUGUGCACAUUUCCCGGGACACGAACAAUCUGCACACAGUCAAGAUUGACACCAAAGUUACCACUCAGACCACAAUGGGAGCCAAGAACCUUGACCUAAAAGGUGAUCUGUACAUUGGUGGUGUUACUAAAGAGAUGUACCGUGAGCUGCCGAAGUUGGUUCACUCCCGGGAGGGAUUUCAAGGUUGCCUGGCAACACUAGAUCUAAAUGGCCGCCUUCCGGACCUCCUUGCUGAUGCCUUGACGACCGUGGGGCAAGUGGAGAGAGGUUGUGAAGGUCCCAGCACAACAUGUCAAGAAGACUCCUGCUCAAAUCAAGGAGUCUGUUUGCAGCAGUGGGAGGGCUUCACCUGUGACUGCAGCAUGACAUCAUACGCCGGGCCGCUCUGCAAUGAUGCUGGGACCACCUAUAUCUUUGGCCGGGACGGCGGCGUGGUGAUUUACACGUGGCCGCCUAAUGAGCGUCCCAGCACCAGGGCGGACCGGCUGGCUCUUGGCUUCAGCACCCAGCAGAAACACGCCGUUCUGCUCCGAGUGGACAGUGCAUCUGGCCUUGGAGACUACCUUCAGCUGCAGAUAGACAAGGGCAACAUUAGGGUGGUGUUCAAUGUCGGCACAGAUGACAUCAAUAUUGAGGAGAGCUCCAAGUUCGUCAAUGACGGGAAGUACCACGUAGUCCGGUUCACCAGAAGCGGUGGCAACGCGACGCUGCAGCUGGACGACCUGCCGGUCAUAGAGCGGUACCCCUCAGGCAACAAUGAUAACGAGCGCCUGGCCAUCGCCAGACAGCGAAUCCCCUAUCGGCUCGGUCGAGUAGUUGACGAUUGGCUACUCGACAAAGGUCGCCAGCUGACCAUCUUCAACAGCCAGACGACAGUUCGUGUCGGCGGAGGCGAGCAAGGUUCUGCCAUGUUCCAGGGCCAGCUGUCCGGCCUUUACUAUAACGGCCUCCGCAUCCUCAACAUGGCUGCCGAGGGCCACCCGCACAUCAGAGUGGAGGGCAGUGCGCGGCUGGUCGGCGACAUGCCAUCCUCCUCCAUCACACCCCAGUCCAGUGCCGCAGCCGGCGCCAACCGGUCAGACUCCGCCCCCUCGAUCAGUGACAUCACAACCACCACGGCGACGAAUAAGAAGCAAGUGGUGACACAGACGGUAGACGACCUGCUGGUCGCGUCCGCCGAGUGUCCGAGCGAUGAUGAAGACAUUGACCCCUGUGACAGCUCAGCCCGCCCUCCGCCGCCAGAUGUGAAGGUGUUUCCUGGUCCGUCCGAGGUGGUGCGGGAGAGCAGCAGCACCACCGGCAUGGUGGUGGGCAUCGUGGCGGCCGCCGCCCUCUGCAUCCUCAUCCUCCUCUACGCCAUGUACAAGUACCGCAACCGCGACGAAGGCUCCUAUCAUGUGGAUGAGAGCCGCAACUACAUCAGCAACUCGGCCACGCAGCCCAACGGCAGCGCCAAGGACAAACCGCUGGGCAUCGCUAAGAUCUCUAAGAACAAGAAGAACAAAGACAAGGAGUAUUAUGUCUGAGGCGGACACGCCUUUCCCCUCCCCCUGAAACAGACAAAUAUGCGUACACCUUUAUAUAUUACAAUAUGUGUAUAUAGAUAGAUAUAUUCUCCAAGAAAAAAAAAGAAACAGUCAUACACAGGGACAUAGACAUGAUGAUUUUAAUGUUUACUCUCCAAUAAUCACACCUGCACACAUUCUGUCAAGCACAAACACACACAAAAAAGUCCACACGCACACAUUUAAGCACAAACAUACACUCACAGACGGACCUGGGGGCCCGGGCCCUCACUGUACAGUAUUUACCAAUGAGCAGAGCCUCUGACAGAGGCUUGUUUUAUGAGCAUUAACACCAUUCCGAAUGAGUUAGAAAGCACCAGUUCAACCACCAUUUUGGCUCCAGCCUGGUCUGCCACAGUCUCUUCAGACUGCAAGGGGUGAAAACCAGACUUUAAGUGAAGCACACGGUGGGCCGAGCGAGAGGCAGUGCACCCGAACAAAGAAGAUGUAAAAGCACUAAGUGUCUCUUCCAAGCUUCUUGGCCUUCCUCCCUGUUAGCAGACAGGACUCGAUGAAGCACAGCGGAUGGUGAAGAAACAAGCACACCAGUGGCUCAAAGUUUAGCCUCGCAGCUACAGGACAGGAACUCACAGGAACUCAAUGUGUAGCCAUAGAGACAGUGAAUUACUACAAGAAAAACAGGCACAGGCAGGGCUGGGUGAGCUGCUGUUGUUAUGCUGCAGAGCUGAUGUUUUUUACAGCCUCCUGUAUAAAUCACAACGAAGGAAGCAGAGGAAACAAGGAGAUGUUUUCCUGCACAGGAUACUUGAGACUUUAGAUGCUACCUACAGACACCAGUGAGGCGUGGCCGCUGUGUCUCCCCUCGCGUACAUACGGCAUAACAUAAACUGACUCUGAAGACAACAAGACAGUGAAUCGAUCACUACGAUGAAGACGAAUAUCAAGGAACAUUUGGACAGUACAGACUUUGGGGAAGGGAGGUGUGGGGGGGAAUCUUAUUGCACGUGAAUUAUCUUACUCCGUGUGAUUUAUACUGCGUUGAAACUCCAGAUACACCACCAUCGUAAACUCCACCACCUCGGCUUCAAGUAUUCCCAGACAUUCACUUCAAAUAGUUUGGUUUUCAACAGUAAUUUAAGGCCCCGCCCACACUGACAGAGAUUUUAAUCACAAUUGAAAUGGUUCUUCUGUAAUUUGCAACUUCUUUGUUUUAAAACAAUAUUUUUUUAUCUGUUUUCUAAAGUGGAGAUUUGCUUACAUAUUAGAAAUUAAACAAAGCGCAAUAGAAGCCUGUUUUGCACAAGGAUGAAAAUUAGAGGAUUAAAAUUAAUUUAAUGUUUUUUUUCCAUUGACUGCCUCGCCUUGUCCUGAUGGCGUUUCCAACCAACUCUAAACGUCAGCUGAAUAACUGAAAAAUAGGUGUAUGGACAGAUUUUAAUGCUUCUGGCUUUAUUUCCCAGAAAGAAAGUCAGAAGAAACUUUUAGACAAUUUGCUAAACGUCUCCUUACAUCCAACUUUCUUGUUGUCUUUCCAUUCUAUCCUUCCUUUCUUCCAUAACUGUUCCUACUCUGUUUUUGUCCUUUAUCUUCUUUGUAUUCUUUGCAUUCUUCAUCUUUCCUUCCUUUUGUUGUAUUUGUUUCUUCUCCCUUCCCUUCCCUUUAUCGUCUUAUCAUGUUAAAAUGUCUUAUCACGAUAAAAAUUUUGAUUUUUCGUUGUGAGAAAUUCCAAUUCAGGCUGUAUUAAAAAAAACAAAACUGUCCAUAUUGUCAGGUUCUACUUUGUUCAAUGAGAAUAUCAAUAAAUAUGAAUAAAUAUGGAAAAUAUGAUUAAAUGCAGUUACUGUGAGCAGUUUAGUGAUACCAAUCACAUCUUUUUUGUGAUUGGUAUCACUAAAUGCUCACCGUUAAUGUUUAGCCUAACUUUGCUUUAGCCAUGCUCAUAAUCUUCUUUCCUUUUAUGUAAUUAAUGUUGACACUCAACACCUGCUGAUUCAAGAACGGUAUUACACCAACAUUUUUAAUUUGAAUUUCUCAAACCCUACAGAGGUUUACUUGGUAUAAACUGAUAAAAAGAAACAUUGUUUAUAAAAAAAAUCUCCAGAGCAGUGCAGCCGGGGCCUGAAUCUUUGAAUUAAAUCUCAAUUUGAAUCUUUUAUUGAUGAAGUGUGACCAUCUGGACUGUGCUGCAUGCCUGAAUCUCUGAGCUGUGCUGUGGAGUGGUGGUGUGUCCAAACCCUACAGAGGUUUACUUGGUUUAAACUGGUGGAGGAGGUUGCCAUGCAACACCUGGAUGUAUAUCUGCGUGUGUGUGAGUUGGAGUGUGUGUGUGUGUGCGUGUGUGUGUGUGGGCCAUGCCCUAUUUUCUAGUUUGAUGUCCUAUUGGCCACGCCCACUACACCUGCUCCAAUCGACCACCUUUCAAAGCGAAAACCAGCCGAGGAAAAGACCGACCAAGAGAACAAAGUAGAUGUUUCCACAUGUUGCUAAUAGAUAGACAAGUCCCGUUCUUGAUGCUAUCAGCUACACGACACCUUGAGUUUUCUCUCUUUCAAUUUACCUCCAUGCUCCGUCUGCCCUGACACAACCGUUCUGUUGGGCUUUCCUUACAAACUUUUGAAGUGUGUAAACCCUCUGCAGCUCCUGAUUUGACACAAGCAGUGCCAUGAUUCAAGCAAAGCCCCUUCCAGUUCUUCCGAAAACGUGACCCAACCAGGCGGAUGCAUGUAAUACGGACCAGGGGCUUGGAAGGACAUGAAACUGACUGAAGCGUGUGAGAUUUCAGUGUAUUGUCAAAAUUAACAGAACAUGUUUGCAUAUUUUAUUCAUCCUAAACUGGCCUUUUUGCCCUCUUUUCCCUGAUUUUCAUCCCCCUCUCUCUCUUCUCCUUUAUCCACGUCUAUGGCUUUCUUUCCCCUCUAUCUCCAUGUUGUGUUGCCAUUAGAAACAAAGGGAGGCGUCUCCACAGAUGGGAUCCCACAUUUAGGUGUUCAUUAACCAUGUUUAUUUUCUAUAUGUACAAUUUUUCUACAGUAUUUACUUUUAUUUUUAUUGUUACGGUUCUUUGAUGAACAUAAAGUGGAAAUUUAUUAUAAAAAAUAGUUUUGAAGAUUAAUGAGUAAAUAAAAUAUUACCCAAGUGAGUCUGGA